UCGCCAUCUUUCCUGUGGAGAACGGUCUGCGUCACAUGAUCCCGGCAAAGCUUUAAAAGAGUCGAGCCAGAGCUCAGUCUUCAGACGGCAUCCAGGAAAGACAUGUCGGACGGCGAGGAGAUCCCGGAGGAACAGGAGGAGUACGAUCAGGAGGAGGAAGAAGACAAGCAGGAAGAGUAUGAGGAGGAGGAGGAUGAGAAACAGGAGCACGAGUCCAAACCUCGACCCAAGACCACGUACGUGCCCAACAUCGCCCCGCCCAAGCUGCCCGACGGCGAGAAGGUGGAUUUCGACGACCUUCACCGCAAGCGUGUGGAGAAGGACUUCAACGACCUGCAGGGCCUGAUCGAGUUGCACUUCUCCAACCGUCAGAAGGAGGAGGAGGAGCUGGUGGCCCUACGCACCCGCAUCGAACGGCGCCGUUCCGACCGGGCCGAGCAGCAGCGGGAGCGCGCCGAGCAAGAGCGCAAACACCAGGCCCGUGUGACGGAGGAGCGGGAGCGGCGCGAGGAGGAGGCGGCCAAGCUGCGCGCCGAGGAGGAGGCCAAGAAGAAGAAGAUCUUCACCAACAAGUCCUUCGGAGGCUACCUGCAGAGGGCCGACCAGAAGAAGGGCAAGAAGCUGACGGCCCGCGAGGAAAAGAAGAAGGCGCUGCUGGAGCGCCGCAAGCCUCUCAACAUCGAGCACCUCAACCAGGACAAGCUGGGCCAGAAGGCGCAGGAUUUGUGGGCGUGGCUCCACCAGCUACACGCCGAGAAGUUUGAGCUGGCCGAGAAGCUCAAGCGGCAGAAGUACGACAUCCACGUGCUGCGCAACCGCGUCAGCGACCACCAGCGUGGCUCCAAAGCGCCCAAGACCUCACGCGGCGCUAAGGGAAAGUCGGGCUCCUGGAAGUGACAUCGUUUUUUUUCCAAGCUUCCUUUCACUUUGUUUGUUGUUGUUGUUGUCUUUGCCAUCAAAUGUUUGAAGCACA
This is a messenger RNA of Syngnathus acus (greater pipefish), 973 nucleotides long. It is a transcript of the gene tnnt2c, whose product is annotated as troponin T2c, cardiac. Gene Ontology annotation, biological process: regulation of muscle contraction; cardiac muscle contraction; sarcomere organization. Gene Ontology annotation, cellular component: troponin complex. Bases 103 to 897 code for a protein of 264 amino acids. The record is from RefSeq and is a predicted model, not a curated record. Gene Ontology annotation, molecular function: troponin C binding; tropomyosin binding; troponin I binding. The transcript has a single exon. Lineage: Eukaryota; Metazoa; Chordata; Actinopteri; Syngnathiformes; Syngnathidae.